AUGAUUGCAUUCAAAUGCAUCACUUCCUUUACUCCCACCCAACAUGGUAUUUUUGACAAAGGAAGACCAGCUAAAAGGAAAAAUUUCAUCUUACUCUCGAAGUCGAAUGAUUCGGAUUCAGCUGCCCCAACACCUGACGGGGAUUUGCAGAAGCAGGAAUUGCUUGCCAAAAUUGCAAUGCUUCAAACUCAAAAAGUUCGUCUCACUGGUUUUUUGGAUGAGCGGUCGGAUUACCUAACUCAGUUUGCUGAAGAAGCUAAUGCUGAGAUUGAUCAGAUAGGAGAAGAAGCUCUUAAAGAACUGGAAGAAACCAGUGCCAGGAUAAUGGGGAAUCUUGAGAGCCAGAUGCAAGCCUUUGAAGAAUCAGCAGAGUCGAGCAAACUGGAAAUAGAAAAGAACGAACAAAUCUUAGCAGAAUUUGAAGGUCUAAUUGAGGAGAAUAAAAAUGAAGGGAUGUUCUUCAAAAAUCUAGGAGAAAAGACACCUAUCGAUAAAGAGAAGGGGAUGAGGGAGGCAAUAAAAGAGGCAAAGAAAAUACAACAGACUAUAAAGGAAAGUGCCGGACAAAAAACUAGAAGAAAUAUCUACCUUGCACUAAUUGGUCUGUUAAGUAUAGGGAUUGUCGAUUCUUUGAUAUCUUCAUCUGAUUACCGGAAAGCCCUGGUUCUUGGUGUGCUCUUGAUUGGUGUGCUCUCGCAAGUCAUCUAUGAGCAAAGCAUAGCAUCAGAAACAGAACAAACACAAGAAGCAGAAACCAAGGAAGACAAGGAGUGAAAGUCCCCUGCCUCUAUUUAAUUGUACCAUAUAUAUUUUUGCUUCAUUUGAAUAUAGCAUGAUUAUUAACAAGAAUAAAGAUUUCUUACGGAUAAACCAAGCAAUUUAGUUUUUGCAUCA
This is a messenger RNA of Daucus carota subsp. sativus, 894 nucleotides long. RefSeq lists its product as uncharacterized. The transcript has 2 exons. The record is from RefSeq and is a predicted model, not a curated record. Gene Ontology annotation, cellular component: chloroplast. Bases 1 to 774 code for a protein of 257 amino acids. Lineage: Eukaryota; Viridiplantae; Streptophyta; Magnoliopsida; Apiales; Apiaceae.